This is a messenger RNA of Phytophthora nicotianae INRA-310, 1823 nucleotides long. RefSeq names its product serine/threonine protein kinase. The record is from RefSeq and is a predicted model, not a curated record. Bases 98 to 1666 code for a protein of 522 amino acids. NCBI's taxonomy places the organism in Eukaryota, Oomycota, Peronosporomycetes, Peronosporales, Peronosporaceae. Gene Ontology annotation, biological process: protein phosphorylation; cell surface receptor signaling pathway. The transcript has a single exon. Gene Ontology annotation, molecular function: ATP binding; protein tyrosine kinase activity.
CAAUGGCGACCUUCCAGCAGUAUCAUUCCUCAUUUCGCCCUCGCCGCACAAGUCAAGAAGUACCGUCACAGAGUACCGUCGUCUACAAAGCUAGAACAUGGCUGCAGCGUGUUCAUUAGUGGCUGAGUUCGUGAUCCCCGAGCUAGGUGAAGCCAUUUCCGAGGCUUUGGGCAACGUGUUCGACUUUAUCCGAGAGAUGAAGGAGAACGAAGAGAUCUGUCGGCGAGUGUACGAGCGCAUGCAGUUCGUGAACGAGGAGCUGUACAAAAUCACGGACGAUACGGUACUACGUCAGAACCGAGUGCUGUUCAUGUACGGUCGCACCAUCGCGGAAUUCCUCAAGUUCCUCCAGCGCCAGUCGCAAAAGAGUCUCAUCAAACGCCUGGCUAGCAACCGCAAGGUCGUGGAAGCCAUACAAGAUUUCCAUAGUGACAUGGACGAGCUGUUUAAGUUGCUCAACAUAUCGCAUAUGGUCGAGAUGGCCAAGUGGAAGCAGGAGUGGGAACAAGACCGCAAGCGCAUCCACCAACAAAUGGACGAACUGUUAGCCAGCACUCAGAGUAUCCAGACUGAAGUUCAGAACCAUGGGGCGACACUUAGAGAAGGUCUGGCUAUGAUUAAAUACGAAUUGGAACACAAGAGGGAGCAGAACGACCCCGAGCAGUUGAAACUCAUGCACCAAGCCUUUAAGAAGGUGGUGAGCACGUCCAAAGCCAAAGUUCCCGUUGUACCCGAGUGGUUCAUCAGUAGUGACGACGUCGAGUUCGACGCGAAAGAUCAGUUUGAUUGUGGCUCCUAUGGCUCCGUCCACAGAGGCGUAUGGGGCAAAGGAGCCAAAGUGGUCAUCAAAUGUCUGCUUAUGGACGACGACCAGGCGAUGAAGUCAUUCUUUAAGGAAGUGGAAGUGUGGAACAAGCUCAGUAAUCCACAUAUCGUAAAGCUCUUCGGUGCUUGCCAUGUCAGUACACCCGCGUUCUUCGUGUGUGAAGAUGCAAUCCAUGGGAACUUCGCUGACUUCUUUAUGGAAGAUAAGAGCGAGAUCUGGCGACUGUUCUACGAAGCUGCACUAGGUCUCGACUACCUUCACUCGGAGAAGGUAGUACAUGGAGAUCUCAAGUGCAAUAACAUCGUCAUUGGUGCUGACGAUAAGGCCAAGAUCUGCGACUUUGGCUUCAGUUACAUCCGUAGUCAAUCUGUGGGAUUGAGUGUAAAGGCUCAGACUGAUACGGUGCGUUGGAAGGCGCCAGAGUGCUUGAUGCCCAUGGGUGAGAGUGACGUUGAUGCGGCUCAUAACCCACGCUUCGCAUCGGACGUUUAUUCCUUUGGAAUGUGCAUCAUUGAGGCCUUUUCGGACGAACCUCCGUAUGCUCUGGACGACGACGAUACUAUUCUGGAAAAACUGUUUUCCGGGAAGGUAUAUCCUCGGCCGGAAGGUUUAAAAGACGAUGAAUGGAAACUGAUACAGCGGUUGACAGAUCCCGAUUGGGAAAAUCGGAUUGGCCUCUCAGUUGCGAUCGAUGAGCUGCAGAGGUUUGCAGAACGGGAGAAGGACGCACACCAAGCCACACAGGAGUGCCCAAGCUGUUCCACGAGUGUCCCGGCUGGAUUCAAGUUCUGCGGCAAAUGUGGUUCGCCGUUGGGGGGAAAGAUUGCAGCGCUGGCGUAAUAGACGAGUACGCUUGCCAGCCGUAUGGAAUCAAAGCGCGUGAAGUAGCUACAGUACAGUUUGCCUGUAAGCUUAUAUUGCUUCGGUUAUUUGACGAAGUAAAGAUAAUAUCCUAAAAUUGAUUCGGAUAUAUAAAUACGCAAUCUUCUUACUUCUU